UAUAAGUUUGUUGUUGAUAAGAAAAGACUAUAAUAAAAAUAUAGCUCAACAUGUAUGUUUUUCUAGUAGCAUUGCUUCAAGUACAUUUAUGUAAUAGUGCAAAUAUUCAAACCAGACAGCAAGAUGAAUAUGUUUUAUAUCAAAAACCUAACGUUAACGUCAUAAGCAGUUCAAACACUAAGUCUCUUCCAAUGAAGCUAAUGAGUUUUCAAAAGAAUAUAGACGUUAAAGUACAAGAAGCGAUAGGCUCCCGAUGGCCGUUGGGGGUUGUAUUGUACUAUUUAGAUAGCCAAAGUUACGAUAACAUCAUAGCUGGACGUCUACGGUCGGUUAUAAAUAUAUUGGAGAGCGCAUCAUGUAUAAAAUUUAAUUCACUGUCCGAAAAACCUCAUAACAUAUCCUGGAUCUAUAUAACUAAUCCUAAGAGAGAAAGAGAAUGUGUUCACGAAGCAAAGUAUCACGACGACGGGGAAAUUACAUUAGUACUAGGAUAUGAUUGUCUCAAGGAAAACGAAAUAUUACAUGCUUUACUUCAUGGUAUUGGAUUGAAGGAUGAAGUCACGCAUCCUCAUAGAGAACGCUAUAUACGAGUUCUUUGGAAUAACAUUCGUCCAGAACGUCUUAAACUCUAUAGAAUUGAACCGCAAGAUGCAUCUAAAGUAUUGGCAGAGUAUGAUCCCUUAAGUAUAAUGCACUUUCAUGACCGCGCGUUCAGCAGCAAUGGGCAACCAACCAUUGUACCUUUGAUAUCUGGAUUAAUGAUUAAUCCAUCGGAAGAUUUAUCACAAUUAGAUAAGAUGAAACUCCGUCUGUUAUUUGAACACGAGUGCAAUAAAAGAAAAGUUGGCGAUUUAUUAGAUUCUUGUAAAAAUGCCUUUCAUAAAAAACUUGAGGGUUCAGUAGAGGAUGCUAGUCACAAUGUACAAGAAGAUAAUGUCAGUAAUAAUGCCAAAGCCGAAGAAUUGUCUGGUGAACACAAAGAGGGUAAAGAGAAGUUGAAAGACACUUUGGGAGAUAAUGAUGAGAUGUCUCAUGAUGCUAAUGUCAGUGAUAAAGUAAGUGAAAAUGACAAUGAAGUUCACGAACAUCGUGCAGAAAAAAGCGCAAACCAUGAUCAAGAAGAAAACAUGGAUCAAGACAAAGUUCAAGAUGACUCUAAGGAUAGGUCUUAAAAGUUGAAAUUAAAAUAUAACACUUUCAAUUUAUGAAAAAUUAAUAUACU
This is a messenger RNA of Colias croceus (clouded yellow), 1222 nucleotides long. RefSeq names its product zinc metalloproteinase nas-15-like. NCBI's taxonomy places the organism in Eukaryota, Metazoa, Arthropoda, Insecta, Lepidoptera, Pieridae. Gene Ontology annotation, biological process: proteolysis. The coding region runs from base 51 to 1172 and encodes 373 amino acids. The transcript has 7 exons. The record is from RefSeq and is a predicted model, not a curated record. Gene Ontology annotation, molecular function: zinc ion binding; metalloendopeptidase activity.